AUCGCGUUAUAUGUUUCGCGGUUAUUGUUCCUAUCAAAACUCUUUAUUCCAUAACGCGAUAUAUUGAGCGGAGUAGAUUUUCACAAGUUGGGAAUGCUUAUAUGUGCAGCAUAACAUCAAAACAUUCGUGCUGAGAAAAAUGGCUGAGAAAUCAAAACAAGAGUUUAUGCAAAGGUUUUUGAAUAAUGCAAGGAAAAAAGCACUGAAUAUUAAAGCUCCACAUAGUGGAACUAGUACAAUUAAACAGAUUGAAACUCAGGUAAUUGAGGCAAAGGACGAGGAUUGGCUGACAAAAAAAGCUCUCGAGGAAAUUGAGAGAAAUGCAAAGAUACAUAAAGUUAAGAGAGAGUCAGGAUUGCCAUCAGAGGAACCAAAAGCAAAAACAAAUAAGAGAUUCCUGACCACGACACUGACUAAUGCCUUAUCUCAUAAUGAACGCAAAUCUACCAAAAACAUAGAAAAAUCAUCUCAUAAGCUUAAGGAACUUGAACGCUAUCAGAAGCUUAAAACGAGCACUGAGAAAUUUGGCGAUCGGAAACAUCAUUAUAAGAAACCAGAAAAGUCAAAGGAAUCGGAUGAUAGCAGUGACUGAUUGUUGAUUAUAUAUUUUUUGAUGUAUCUCCUUAAAAUGUAUUUUUCAUAUAUGCAAUAAGCCCUAUUAUUUUUUGAUAAGUCAAUUGUUUUACUUAUUUAAAUACACGAUUAACUUAAAAAGCUCAAA
Molecule: messenger RNA, 721 nt
Organism: Chironomus riparius
Lineage: Eukaryota; Metazoa; Arthropoda; Insecta; Diptera; Chironomidae
Source: the annotation of a GenBank genome assembly